ACUUGAAAGUUGGGUUGAGAGAACUCGAAAAGUUUCAACAUGAGCAUGUCAACAAUAACAUUUGUUUUUGUUUCUAGAAAAUUAUAGAAAUGAGACAAAGAAGAGCAGAAAAAAGUAAUGGGAAACAUAUCCAGCCAACCACUCCAGUUGAAAAAGAAGUUUCUGAUAAACAGACGCAGACAAGCAGCAGUUGGUGGGGUUUGCUGAAGUAUUCCUUGGUGCUUUUAAUUCCUGGUUUUCUCAAUCAUGCUGCAUUGUUCAGGGAGGGAGAGGUGCUAAGACCACCUGGGGAAUUGUAUGAUAUUGGUUGGAAACAGAAGUUGUUCAUGGGUUGCUCAGGGCGUGGUCCACCCACAAUAAUUCUAGAUGCACCAACAGGCAAAUCAUCUGAUGCUUGGGCACUGAUUGCACCUCAGAUUUCCAAGGUGGCCAGAGUAUGUGUUUAUGAUAGAGCAGGACUAGGCUUCAGUGACAGGCCUUUUGUGAAUUGGUCAGACCCAGAACAGUCAAAACGAGGCAAGUUAUCAACGAGCGAGAGAAUGGUUGAGGAUUUUCACCGACUCUUCACUUUAAGCUCUGAUCAGCCAAAACCUUUCAUACUUGUUGGAGCUGAGCUGGGGGCAGUAAAUGCAAGAUUUUACACUCAGAUGUUUGAAAGCAAUGUUUCAAGUCUUGUGUUGAUUAAUCCCCUUGUGGAAGGAAUGUUUGGUGAUGAAUGGACAAAGCUAUGGUAUGAGCGUUAUGUGUCUACUCAACAAGCAUUGCAGUUUUCUGCUGCCAUUGGCAUCACAAGGAUAGCUCUAAUGCUUGGUUUCAUGAAGGUGCCAAUGCAACACAAGUUGUUGCCAUUUAAUGUCACAACAAGACAGAAAUAUCUUUUAUGUAAACCUGGUCACCUCAGUGCAGGAGUUGAUGAAUUUUUCUUUGCAAAUGAAAGCUUAGCUCAAAUGAGAAUGGUACGGAAACUGAAACCAUUUCCUCAGUCAGCUGACGUGUCAAUCAUUAGCAAUUCUUUUUAUGAUGAUGAGCUGGACAGACAGUUCGACCAGGUGUGGUCCACAGCUCAGGAACAGAUUUCAAGUGUAUUGCAUCCAGGGAGUGAACGAAUAAAUCUGUCAGGAACUGCUCAGUCAGCACUUUUACAAUAUUCAGAAACUAUUGUGAAUGUUAUUAAAAGACAUGUUGAUAAAUGGAAGCAAAAACAGGUCAAAUCUAAAAGCCAUUGAAUGAACUAAACUUCACAAUAUUUAGGAGUUUUUUAAAAUAUUUCAUUGGUGUUAAAGUGGCAGAUCAAGUAUGACUGAAUAAUAAAAUCAAAUUUUGUGUCAUGCCAACUCAUCACCUUUGCAGGCUUAGCCUGUUCCAGGCAUUCAGAUAAUGGUGAGUGGUAUGUGAAGAAUAGUGACAGGAAAAAGAAAUGAAGUGAUGCUUUUUGUUCUAUAUGCUAUUUUUUGGGCUUCUCCCUGUUAUCUGAAUGCCUAGAACAUGCUUGAAGGGAGGUGUGGAAAAAACCAUAAGUGUUUGCAUUUCGCACGUAGUAACGGGAGCGAAUAAGAGGCGGCUGUAUUCACUGGCUUCUUUUGAUCUCAUGCCAGAUUUUCCUUUUUUUGCAAAAGGAUUAGAGACUGCCUUGUACUGGACCUCUAUAUAUUGUAUGGAGUUGAGUGUUUUGACAAGUUUGUCAAAGGAGUUGUGUCACUUUAUUUUUAAAGUCAUUUUUCUCAAGUACAAAGUUCGUUUCAAAAAUGAAUUAACAACAGCUUUCUAAGGUAGAAAAAAAUACCAAAGGAGAAAUAAAUGUUGA
Orbicella faveolata is the source of this 1804-nucleotide messenger RNA. RefSeq lists its product as uncharacterized. The record is from RefSeq and is a predicted model, not a curated record. Lineage: Eukaryota; Metazoa; Cnidaria; Anthozoa; Scleractinia; Merulinidae.